AUGCUCAUCCAAGAGUCUCACGUCGAUGUCCCCACUACGGCCGAUGGCCAGGGGACGAUGCGAAUCUACAUCUACCACCCUACUAUCCCGGGCUACCCCAAUGCCCGAUUCCCAGGCGUAGUCGUCUUCAGCGAGAUCUACCAAGUGACUGGUCCUGUUGCACGCUUUGCGCGACAGAUUGCCGGUCAGGGUUAUAUUUGUGCGGCUCCGUCUAGUUAUCAUGAGUUUACGGGUCCGGAGCCUCUUAAGUAUGAUGCGGAGGAUACGGAUAAGGGGAACGCGUGGAAGAUUGGGAAGAAACUAUCCGCCUACGACGAAGACGCCAGUCUCUCGGUAGACUAUCUCCUCUCACUGCCGACAUGCAAUGGCCGCGUUGGCGCGACGGGUAUGUGUCUGGGUGGCCAUCUUGCGUAUCGGUGUGCGUUGGAUAGUCGCAUUAAGGCGGCGGUGUGUUACUUUGCGACCGAUAUCCAUAGUAAGACUUUGGCGCUGGGGAAGAAUGAUGAUAGUCUUGCCAGGGCGGGGGAUAUUAAGGGGGAGUUGUUGAUGAUCUUCGGCAAAAAUGACAACCAUGUCCCGCCAGAGGGACGGGACUUGAUCCGCAAGACCCUGCAUGAGAAGGGCGUUCUUUUCAGUUUCUACGAAGUCGCUUGGGCACAACAUGCCUUUAUCCGAGAUGAGCUUAGCAAGGGCCGGUACGAUCCUGCCAUCACCAAGGCCUGUUUCGAGAUGCUGCUGGAACUUUUCGGACGCACCUUGAAGUUGGACUUGGGCGAGCAUGAUGGAAAGAAGUUGGUUGUUGAGGAUGUUUGCUAA
This is a messenger RNA of Penicillium cataractarum, 816 nucleotides long. Its product is annotated as dienelactone hydrolase family protein. The record is from RefSeq and is a predicted model, not a curated record. Bases 1 to 816 code for a protein of 271 amino acids. NCBI's taxonomy places the organism in Eukaryota, Fungi, Ascomycota, Eurotiomycetes, Eurotiales, Aspergillaceae. Gene Ontology annotation, molecular function: hydrolase activity. The transcript has 6 exons.